UUUUUCGCUGUGCAAUUCUUGUGGAGCACCGGUGGUGCCGUGUGAUUAGUGAUAAGUGAAUAAAUUGUUGAAAGUAGUUAGUUUUUAAAAGUGUUUGCAUAUCACGAUUCCCAUAAGUGGUGUCAGAAGUGGGAUCGUGAGGUGUUAAAAUAGUGGAAGAUCCCGCCGCACGAGUAACCAGCCGUCGAAGGAUCACCCGGAUGCUGCAAACACAACCAAUACUGUGGCUCCUUACGCUGGUAGGGAUGGCCACUUCAGACUUGAGAAUUCAUACCCUGGAUCAGAGUCCGAUCAUUAUAGUUCCGUUAGGACCCGCUAAAAUAAGCACUAGUUCUCUGCGAAUUGUGCACCCCAUAAACUUGACCUCAAUUGGAACAAUUGUAGAAAGCUUUAACGCCGUUUCUAUGGAGAGAUUGUCGAAUCAAACGCCUUUUAAGUCAAUAGUUAAAGCAAAAUUAGACAAAAUAAACUUGAGUUACAACCGAAUAAAACCACUACGUAGGAGAAAACGAUGGGAAUCUCUCGGAAAGGCCUGGAAAUACGUAUCGGGAAGCCCUGAUGCAGACGACCUUAAGAUUAUAAAUUCGUCAUUAAAUUCAUUAAUUAGCGAGAAUAACAAGCAAAUAAGAAUCAAUAGUGCUUUCGAUUCACGAAUGAGCAACAUUACAAAAGCAAUUAACGUCAUACUGGAAAAUGAGGAAAAUGUAAUACAUUCCUUAGAGGGCUUUGAUGUAUUAGAAUUAAUAUUCAAAAUUGAUGAGCUAUUAUACCACUUAGACAUAAUCGAAGAGGCGAUCACACUAGCGAGACGGAGUAUCCCAAGCAGCCGCAUCAUUCACCUCGACGAAUUGGAAACCAUUCAUCAUUCCCUCAUUAAUGACGGUUUCGGGCUUAACUCGGUCGAUAGCAUACUUAGUACUGCCAAUGCCUACGCAGUAUUAAACAACGAAAUUUUCAUGUACAUACUGAAGAUACCCAGGAUCAAAAAUGUACAGUACACCCUCAACUUCAUUGAACCAGUCAUUGUAGAUCACCACAGAGUCCACCUACAAACACAGUUUAAUUUGAAAGGACAGAAAUCAUUCAUGUUAAAAAGCGCUUGUUCCAAAGCCAACGCCAUGUUUAUAUGUUCCUCAACGGAUCUAGAACCUUUGACGGGUUGUAUGCAACAAUUGGUCUCCGGAAAUACAGCAGAGUGUCCCAUAGAACGCACCUACGGAAACAAAACUAUUCGGAAAAUCAAUGAUGGCAAUAUAGUCGUCAAUGCAAUCAAUGUAACACUUUCGUCAAACUGUUCAGUCACCCAACGCACUCUACAGGGGUCGUUCCUAAUCCAAUACUCAAACUGUACACUGAAAUUGGAUGACGAGGAAUAUGUCAACACAAACAUGGAGAUACAGCCGUUCAUACCUACCACGGGAUUGAAGGUAAAUCCAACCAAACUGUUUAACCACAUUCCGUUGGAACAUUUACAGGAGUUACAUAUGGAACAGCGUAACCAUAUCACACACCUUAACCUGACAGCCGAAAACCUCCAUUGGAAACUUCAUUUCCUGGGAUGGAUAGCAUCCGUAAUCUCAUCAACUUUACUAAUCUGCAUACUGGGUUCAUCCAUAAUCAUCGUUUUGAAAUUCGCCGCCUGGAAGACACUCCUUACCAACAGCAAACCAGGAGUCAUCGAACAGGAUACCAUCGCAUCAACCGAGGCCCAUCCCGAGUCCAGAGAGGUACCGCUGAUACUUCAGCAGUAGACGAAAGCCGAGGACGUCUUUCAGCUAAGGGGGAAGCCGUUACGGAACCGUUUGGUACAUCACGCCACUCGGGUCCGCCAACCUACGGUCGACAACGUGGAGCGUGCAGCGUCAGCAGUAUGCAGUCAUAAGAGGGACGCGAGCGC
Molecule: messenger RNA, 1897 nt
Organism: Toxorhynchites rutilus septentrionalis
Lineage: Eukaryota; Metazoa; Arthropoda; Insecta; Diptera; Culicidae
Exons: 2
Coding region: 201-1751 (516 amino acids)
Source: RefSeq, a predicted model, not a curated record